This is a messenger RNA of Hydra vulgaris (swiftwater hydra), 958 nucleotides long. NCBI's taxonomy places the organism in Eukaryota, Metazoa, Cnidaria, Hydrozoa, Anthoathecata, Hydridae. The record is from RefSeq and is a predicted model, not a curated record.
AUGAAAUGGAGGGAAAAAAAUUUACGAGUAUUUAUAUUUGGUGAUUAUGUAUUUCUGUGUGCUAUCUAUGGUAUCACAGGAGCAACUGGUCGUCAUUGCUGCUUAUUCUGUGAGAUCACAUCAAGUGAAAUGCAAUUGAAUACUGAAAAUCGGAAUCGACAAAUCAAUUUAAGAACGCUUCAAACUUUGAAAUCGGAUUAUGAACGAUUCAAAAAUAAUGGAGGCAACAUUAAAAAUGCAAAGAAAUUCAAUAAUGUAAUCGAUGAGCCAUUGUUUGAUAUACCAAUUGAUCAGGAGGCACAAAUAGCAGAAUGCUGUAAAGUUAAACUAUUAGAAGGACUUGGGCCAAUAAUAAAAGGAAUUGAAUCUGUUUUACAGUCGUGUGGAGUGCAACGUUAAGCAUAUCAUAGUUGCUCAUUCAUUAGAAAUCAUGUUCAUAAAAUGUUGAAGGUAUGAAAAUAUAAAUCUGUAUUUUCAUGAAUUUAUUUCAUAUAAACUAUUGUGUGUGUUGUGCAAGUUUUCAUAAAUUCUGCAUUAAAUUUUGAAUUAUAACCAACGUUCUUGAUCUAAUAUAUUGCAAUGCAUAUACAUAUAUAUGCAUAUAAAGCAUAUGCAUAUAAUAAUAACUUGUUGUACAAAUGUGGUUUAUGAUUUUUGUUUCAUUGUUUAGGUUGAUAACAUAAAAAAGUUAUGUGAUGCAAUUCCCCUAGUACUUUUUAUUAAUAUAAAACAUCAAGAACAUCCAAUUCACGUAGAGGCGAUUAAUAUACAACAAUUCAAUAUUUUGUUUAACAACUAUUCUAAGUGUCACAAUAAAAUGAACUCAUGUUAUUUAUUCAGCGAGGAAAAUAUCAAGAGUUUUGGUAAGUUUAUUAAUAAAUCUUGCCAAAGACAAAUAUUUCCACCAUUUAUUUACAAUUACUAGUUUUUUUUGUAGAAAUAACAGUAUGUGAAUUAA